This is a messenger RNA of Vespula pensylvanica (western yellowjacket), 1596 nucleotides long. RefSeq names its product G-patch domain and KOW motifs-containing protein-like. The transcript has 5 exons. Gene Ontology annotation, molecular function: nucleic acid binding. Bases 49 to 1488 code for a protein of 479 amino acids. Gene Ontology annotation, biological process: mRNA splicing, via spliceosome. Gene Ontology annotation, cellular component: spliceosomal complex. The record is from RefSeq and is a predicted model, not a curated record. NCBI's taxonomy places the organism in Eukaryota, Metazoa, Arthropoda, Insecta, Hymenoptera, Vespidae.
UGUGAAGAAAUAAUAUUUUUACGUGUUACUAUACCAUACAAUUUAAAAAUGACAGAAGAAGGAAAAAAAAUUUCUUUUGGUUUUGCAAAAACUAUUAAAAAACCUGUAUUAAAAAAUACACUUUCCCAGGAACAAAAGAAAGUCGAUUAUAUUGAAUGUCUUGAUGACAAAGGUAUUAAAGUAAUUGGAGAAGAGGAGAAGAAAGAUGAACCUCUGGUCAUUCCUUUGUUAGGCUCUGAAAUGUGGCAUGAUAGAAUUAUUAAUAAAAUUGAUGCUGAUAUUUUUGAGCCCAAACCAGUGCCAAAUGAAGAACUGAAAUUAAAAAAUGAUAUUAAAAAAGAGCAGAGUAACGAAAUAGCUAAUGGAAAUGCAACGCCGAUUCAUACAGAUAUUCCUCCUAUGAUUAUUAAAAUAGAGCCAGCUGAUUCAACUACUACAGAAACGACAUUGGAAGAGCAGGCAGCUAAAGAAAUUAUAGAAGAUUUAAAAUCUACAGGAAAAAAAGAAGAUUCUAAAGUUUUAACAUUACCUGUAACAGAAGAGGAAAAAGCUUUAAGAGGACAAGAAGAGUCUACUUUAGAAGAUUAUGAACGAAUUCCAAUAGAUGCGUUUGGUCUUGCUAUGUUACGUGGAAUGGGAUGGCAACCUGGACGAGGAAUUGGGAAAAAUGAAAAAGUAGUCGCAACUGUUAUACCUGAAUUACGUCCAAAAGGAAUGGGCCUUGGAGCAGACAAAGUUACAUUGCAAAAACAAACAACAAAUUCUAAAGACAAACAAGAAGAAGAAAUAAAAAUUAAGAAAGGUACCUAUGUGAAGAUUGUAAGUGGCAAAUACGUUAACUCUUACGGUCAAAUAGAAGGAUUAGACGACGAUGCUGGAAGAUUAAUCGUAAAAAUGGCUUUGGGAGGAAAUAUUAUUUCUGUAAACGAAUUUAUAGUUCAACCAGUUACAAAAGACGAGUACAUUAAGAAAGCUAAGGUUUUAAAUGUAGCAAAGUACGAGGAAUAUAAGAACAAAGAAGCAACUGAAUUAGAAAAAUCUCCAUCUUCUGAACCCAGCAAAAGUAAUCAAAAUAGCGAAAAGGAACAAUAUGAAAGAGACGAAAGAGGUAAUACCGAAAAACACACUAAAAGAAAACAAAAAAAAGAUGAUCAUAAAAAAAAAUCAAAAAAGCACAAAAGACAGUCAACCGACAGUGAUAGUAGUAUUGAAAGAAAAAGCAGAAAAAGAAGAAGCUCUAGUAGUAGCAGUAGUAGCAGGCAUAGGCCAAAAAAAUCUAAGAAAACUAAAAAACAUAAGAAACAUGAUAGUUCACCGGAACAAUCAAGUAAAAAACGAAAGAAGAAGGAUAAGGAACGUGAAAAAACAAAAGACAAAUAUAGCCAUAAUUGUGAAACUUUAGAUAGAAGGAAACAUAAACAAAAAAGAUCACGAUCUAAGUCGCCAAAGAGAAGAUCCAGAUCGAGAUCCAGAUCAGCUAGAAGAUGAUGUACAUUUAUUCAAAUUGAAUUAAUAUUCCUCAUUUAACCGCAAGCUCUAUUGUACUAUUUCAUUUAUAUAUAAUUUUUUCUCUUAAUAAAACUUAUUUUUACAUAA